CAUACGUGAUCCUCCUCCACCAGCAAGUACAAUUGCUUGAAAUUCUUUAUAAGGGAACAUUUUUAUUUAUUUGCUGCAAUAAAAAGAAACGUCUUCUUUGAAGAAGUUUAUGAAGUUAGAAAACAUGUGUGAAAGCGAAGACAAUAUAAUUACGGAAGGAAAAUAUGUGAUAGUGAAGAAACAGAACUUUAAAAAAAUCUACAAGGUAACCACUAAUGGUAGUUUAACUCUAGGAAGAGAUUUAGUAGAUAUGAGUCAAAUUAUUGGGAAGCGUUUUUGGACUACUUUUGAGAUGAUACCAGCAAAACAUGGAAAACGGACACAUACCUUGAUAGAAACAACAGAAACUGAAUCAUUGAAUGAUUUAUUGAAUGAGCUACCAAGCGGUAAUGAUAAUCGUACCAUUAACGAUGAUGGCACAUCACAGAAACUUUCCAAGGAAGAAAUUCUUCAGCUUCAAGAGUCUGGUAAAAGUGGUAAAGAGAUAGUGGGUAGUUUGAUUGAAAACAAUAAAUGUUUCUUAGAUCGAACAGGAUACUCGCAAGAAAAGUAUUUAAAGAAAAAGGAAAAGAAGUAUCUUCGGUAUUUAACUGUAUGUAAACCAAAUAUAAGUUCUUUACACGAUGUAUACUUUCAACUAGAUCAUAGUAAAAUUGCAAAUUUAAGAAUGGAUACCUUAGCACAAUUAUUGUCAUAUAGUGAUGUUCAGUCAGAGGGAUUAUACAUAUUAUAUGAUAGUGGAUCUCAAGGUUUACCAGCAGCUGCAAUGCUGAACAGAAUUGGUACAAAUACUGAAGGAUGCUUAAUCAAUUUGCAUCCUGGAAAUGUACAUCAGGCCAUGCUAAUUAACAGCAUGAAUUUUCCUGAAGAACAAUUAAACAGGCUUGUUAAUGUUAAUAUUUAUAGCUUUUUAAGAUUACAUUAUCAGGGUGAAAGUACCCUCUUAGAUAACAUUUCAAAAAAGAUACAUAAUAGGAAAAAUAAGUCAAAAGAAAAUGAAAGUAAAAAUAGCAAAAAUAUGUUGACUGAUAAUGAAAUUUUAAAAGAUGAAAAGACAGAUAUUGAAAACUGUUUAGAGAAUACUAAUAAAUCAAGUGAAAUUAUUAAAGAAGAGGAUACAGAUAGUAAUUUAACUACAUUGAAACGAAAAUUAGACGAGUCUAACGAAGAUGAAUCUACAGAAAUUAUACCAAUGAAAAAACCAAAAUGGUUUUUUGAAACGCAACGUGCGGUAGAACUUGUACAGAAUUCAAAAGCUCGAGGGUUAGUUAUUGUAGCUAAAGAACAUCCUUUAAAUAUUGCUACUGCUUUACUGUCUUUCUUAGGAGCAUCUAGACCAUUUGUAAUUUAUCAUGUACAUCGAGAACCUUUGCAAGAGACUUAUAUGAUGCUGAAACAGAAGCAGAAUGUUAUUAAUCUAAGACUUAAUUCCAAUUUUUUACGUUCGUAUCAAGUUUUACCAGAUAGAACUCACCCUGAUAUUUUAACUAGCGAUACAGGUGGUUAUCUAUUAACAGGUUAUUUAGUUCAACAAUAAUGAUACAAAAAUCCAUGCUAAUUUAAUUGUUAAUGAUAAAGAGCAGUCAAUUUUUUACAGCUGUUUUAUAUCUAAAUUAAAUUUUCUGAAAGUAAUAAAAAGAAAAACGUUCACUGACAAACUUA
Messenger RNA from Osmia bicornis bicornis, 1662 nucleotides. It is a transcript of the gene Trmt6, whose product is annotated as tRNA (adenine(58)-N(1))-methyltransferase non-catalytic subunit TRM6. Gene Ontology annotation, biological process: tRNA methylation. Lineage: Eukaryota; Metazoa; Arthropoda; Insecta; Hymenoptera; Megachilidae. Gene Ontology annotation, cellular component: tRNA (m1A) methyltransferase complex; nucleus. The coding region runs from base 110 to 1537 and encodes 475 amino acids. The record is from RefSeq and is a predicted model, not a curated record. The transcript has 2 exons.